Messenger RNA from Parascedosporium putredinis, 546 nucleotides. The record is from the annotation of a GenBank genome assembly. NCBI's taxonomy places the organism in Eukaryota, Fungi, Ascomycota, Sordariomycetes, Microascales, Microascaceae.
AUGUCUGAUAACAACGCCACCUCCACUCUCAGCUCCUAUAUUAACUCAGCCGCCGGAGCGAUCCAGUCUGGCGUCGCUGCUGUUACCGGAAGCUCGGCCGACAAGGUGACUACCCCCAGUGCCAUCGCCAACGCAGAGCAGACCAAGGCAAAGUCUGAGGUUCAGAAUGCUUCCUCCCACUCUGCCGCCAAGGUCGGGCCGUUCGCUAUCGGUUCUGAGGGUGGCGUGGCUCAGGACAUCCCGGACCGAACGCGGGGCCAAUACGACCAGACGGUUGGCAGCGUGAAGGAGGCAACCGGAAAUCUGCUCGGCAACGAGAGCUUGAGGCAAAGCGGUCGUGACCAGAAUGCGCAUGGUCAAGCGCAGCAGGCCAAGGGCCAACUGAGCGACCUCGGCCAGGGCAUCGGCGACCGCGUUCACGGUGCUGUUGGCGGGGCCGCCGCAGCGCUCACCGGGGACCGGGUAGAGGAACAGCGAUAUGCUAAUCAGCAUGACGAGGGUAAAGCGAGACAGCGUGGCGUUGAGUUAGAGUUGAACCAGAAGUAA